Molecule: messenger RNA, 2474 nt
Organism: Vitis riparia (riverbank grape)
Lineage: Eukaryota; Viridiplantae; Streptophyta; Magnoliopsida; Vitales; Vitaceae
Product: ABC transporter B family member 25-like
Exons: 17
Coding region: 210-2105 (631 amino acids)
Biological process (GO): transmembrane transport
Cellular component (GO): membrane
Molecular function (GO): ATP binding; ATP hydrolysis activity; ABC-type oligopeptide transporter activity
Source: RefSeq, a predicted model, not a curated record
CUUGGUCUCUGACUUGAGUGCUUGUGAAAGACGGGUCAAUGAUAGGAUUCAUUAUGACCUCUCAAAUUUCAAUUUAAACGACAAAAUUUUUUGUGCAAAUAUUGUCGAGGGAAAUAAAUAAAUAAAAAAACCUCGGGAUCAUCUAUAAAAGACCCAUCAUCAUUUGAUUUUUAUUGUCUUCUUUUUAGAGGGAGAGUCUGAUUUUCAGGAUGCAUGGCUUGGGCGGUGGUGAGAGGGUUCCUCUUUUGGGUAGAGAAGGAGGAAGAAAGAGAAAUGACACUUUAGUGAAUGGUCAUUUGACAGACCUCGAGCAUGGGGAUGCAAUACCGGCUGCUAACGUGGGGUUUUGCAGAGUGUUGUCUCUGGCAAAGCCCGAUGCAGGAAAACUGGUAGUUGCUACAAUUGCUCUGUUGAUUGCGUCCACAUCAAGUAUUCUGAUUCCGAAGUUUGGUGGAAAAAUAAUAGACAUUGUAUCAAGGGAGAUCAUAACACCAGAACAGAAAACUGAAGCUCUGAAUGCAGUCAAGAACACUAUACUAGAGAUCUUCUUAAUUGUUAUAGUUGGUUCCAUUUGCACAGCACUUCGGGCAUGGUUGUUUUCUUCUGCUAGUGAAAGGGUUGUAGCUCGGCUGAGAAAGAACUUAUUCAGUCACCUUAUUCAGCAAGAAAUAGCCUUCUUUGAUAUUACUCGGACAGGGGAGCUUCUAAGCAGAUUAUCUGAAGAUACCCAGAUCAUAAAAAAUGCUGCAACUACCAAUCUUUCUGAGGCCCUAAGGAAUCUAUCGACUGCAUUUAUUGGUCUUGGUUUCAUGUUUGCAACAUCAUGGAAGUUGACAUUGUUGGCUUUGGCUAUUGUUCCUGCUAUCUCUGUGGCUGUGCGUAAAUUUGGCCGUUUUCUUCGAGAACUUUCUCACAAGACUCAAGCUGCAGCUGCAUUAGCUGCUUCAAUUGCUGAGGAAUCCUUUGGUGCUAUACGCACAGUGAGAUCUUUUGCUCAAGAAGCUUACGAAAUUUCACGCUAUUCUAGUCAAGUUGAAGAGACAUUGAAUCUUGGAAUUAAACAAGCUAGAGUUGUUGGACUUUUCUUUGGUGGCCUUAAUGCUGCAUCCACACUAUCAGUCAUCGUAGUAGUGAUAUAUGGAGCUAAUUUGACGAUCAAUGGCUCCAUGAGCCCUGGUGCUCUUACAUCCUUCAUUCUUUAUAGCCUGACAGUUGGAUCCUCUGUAUCUGGACUGUCUGGGUUAUACACAGUAGCGAUGAAAGCUGCAGGAGCCAGUAGGCGGGUUUUCCAGCUUCUGGAUCGUGUCUCAUCAAUGCCUAAGUCGGGCAACAAAUGUCCUUUGGGAGACCAAGAUGGAGAAGUAGAGUUAAAUGAUGUCUGGUUCGCCUAUCCAUCUCGUCCUGACCAUAUGGUACUCAAGGGAAUAACAUUAAAACUGCAGCCUGGUUCAAAGAUUGCUCUUGUUGGUCCAAGUGGUGGUGGAAAAACCACAAUAGCAAACUUGAUUGAAAGGUUUUAUGAUCCCAUCAAGGGAAGGAUUUUACUAAAUGGGGUUCCACUGGUGGAAAUAUCACAUGAACAUCUACACAGAAAGAUCAGUAUAGUGAGCCAGGAGCCUGUUCUUUUCAACUGCUCCAUAGAGGAGAACAUUGCAUAUGGAUAUGAAGGCAAAGCCAGCAGUGCUGAUGUAGAAAAUGCAGCUAAAAUGGCCAAUGCCCAUGAGUUCAUAUCAAAAUUUUCUGAAAAAUAUCAAACCCAUGUUGGAGAACGUGGUGUAAGGCUCUCAGGAGGCCAGAAACAGAGAGUAGCAAUUGCAAGGGCUCUAUUGAUGAACCCAAGGGUUCUCCUCCUGGAUGAAGCCACAAGUGCUCUGGAUGCUGAAAGCGAAUACCUGGUGCAGGAUGCCAUGGAUUCUUUGAUGAAGGGCAGGACUGUUCUAGUCAUAGCCCAUAGGCUCUCAACUGUCAAGAGUGCAGACACCGUUGCCGUAGUUUCAGAUGGUGAGAUUGUUGAAAGUGGCACACAUGACGAGCUCCUCGACAAGGAUGGCAUUUACACUGCAUUAGUAAGGAGGCAGCUGCAAGGACCAAGAAAUGAAGUCUAGUUUUGAACAGCUAAUCAUGUAUGAGCAACAUGGAGAAACCAUCCAAUUCUAGUAAGUUGCUCAUUAGCAUGGCCAUAAAACUCUCAAAUUUCCCAGUGGUGUGCCCAUCACAUUAUGUUCAAAAGCUGCAGAAACAGGGCCUACCUUCAAUGCAUAACUUUAUUUGUAGUUCAAAGACAUGGAACUGGGUGUAAAACUUUAAAUCAUCAACACAACACAAUGCCCUUUCUGUAACUUGGAAGUGUAUUAGUUUUGCACCCAUUUGAGCAGGCUCUCAUUCUGUCUGGUGGUUAAAAAAUUGUAGCUUGCGCCUAGAGAUUUUGUUGGAUUCUUCAUGAACAUUUUGAAUUUUGACCAAUUUCCCUCUCA